Messenger RNA from Nannospalax galili (Upper Galilee mountains blind mole rat), 1137 nucleotides. RefSeq names its product voltage-gated potassium channel subunit beta-1-like. The record is from RefSeq and is a predicted model, not a curated record. The transcript is spliced from 2 exons. NCBI's taxonomy places the organism in Eukaryota, Metazoa, Chordata, Mammalia, Rodentia, Spalacidae. The coding region runs from base 802 to 1137 and encodes 111 amino acids.
UUCGGUGGCAUCUAGACAGAGCCCUGCAUGGAGCAGCCCUCUCGGUUCUGUUCCAGCAAGUGGUGAAAGUGAGCCCUGUCUUCCCACUGCACACAAAGGCAAGGAGCGCCUUAAAGGGACCUGCCAGCUUCUGCACGCAACUGCAAACCCCAGUCAGUGCCGGCUCAGCAGCCCCAGCUUUCGCCUAAGGAUGAGUGGGGAGGGGUCUCGAGACACCUCGGCAUCCUGAGAAGCCGGGAGAGAGGGAGCUGACAGGUGGAGUGGGUGCAGACCAUCCGUCCUGGGGGACCCGCUUGCAGCUAGCUGCGUCUUGGGAUGCUCCGCGCCAGUUGAGCCUCCUGCCUGUGGUCCAGAGGGUGCUGGAGGCGCAUCUUGCGGUAUGCCUGCGCUGGUUUGAGCCAGCGCCCAGAAGCCAGCCCGCCGCAUUCAGGCACCGCGGACUGGCUCCCGGCAGGGCUGUGUGCAGCCACCAUGAACGCUCAGCUCUAGGCUUCUGCACCAGCCUCCUGACCACAUGGAUCUGGCUGUUUAAUCAGCGGAGAUCACAGCAGGGCUGAUCUGCGCUCCAGCUGCUUCUGACAACUUCGGGCUUGGCUGUUUACUUCUGUGGGUCUCCGGGACUCCGCAGCCUCUAUGCCACUUUGCCCACUCUGAAGUCAGCCGCCAGGACCCCUCUGAAGCGUCCCCAGAAAGGGGAAGCAAGGAGGGGUUAAAAGACAGCAGAACCCCCAGCUGCCUGACCUCUGCUGACCGCCUGUGCCGUGGGGUUCUGAGAGGGGCCGUGCGCUGCCCGGGGAAGCAAUGCAAGUCUCCAUAGCCUGCACAGAGCACAAUUUGAAGAGUCGGAAUGGCGAGGACCGACUUCUGAGCAAGCAGAGCUCCACCGCCCCCAAUGUGGUGAACGCAGCCCGGGCCAAAUUCCGCACGGUCGCUAUCAUCGCUCGCAGCCUGGGGACCUUCAUCCCCCAGCAUCACAUUUCCCUCAAGGAGUCCACCGCCAAGCAGACGGGCAUGAAAUACAGGUUUCAUGCUGCUGGAAGGUACUGUGAAGGUUGUUUGGGGAGAGGAGUCAUUGACAGUCUUACCCAGCUGCGAACCCUGAGAGCUACAAUAGCCUGGCAAGGUAUGUUAUUGUAA